Scleropages formosus (Asian bonytongue) is the source of this 4372-nucleotide messenger RNA. RefSeq names its product ubiquitin specific peptidase 28 (gene usp28). The record is from RefSeq and is a predicted model, not a curated record. Lineage: Eukaryota; Metazoa; Chordata; Actinopteri; Osteoglossiformes; Osteoglossidae. Gene Ontology annotation, molecular function: protein binding; cysteine-type deubiquitinase activity. The coding region runs from base 49 to 3963 and encodes 1304 amino acids. Gene Ontology annotation, cellular component: cytosol; nucleus. Gene Ontology annotation, biological process: DNA damage checkpoint signaling; protein deubiquitination. The transcript is spliced from 26 exons.
AGCGCACCGCGCCGCCCGGGUGUCGCGGGUGCGCGCGCCCUAUCUAUCAUGCGCGCUCGCGACCCCUCGCCCUGGCGCGCGCGUGUGCGCGCGCUCGGCGCGGCGCUUUGCCUGCGGGAGUCGGAUGGAGUAGGAGGGAGCUCUGCGGUGGAGGGGAGAAGAGGCUUUCGGGCGGAAAAAAAAGAAGCGAUUCAGAUUGCAGCUGCGAUGAGAGCUGAUCAUGAUCAGUGCUGUGAACACGGGGAGUCCGGCGGUCCGACUCACAUUCUGGUCAAGCAGCUGAGAGAGAUCACAGGUAUCCAGGACCUAGCGAUGCUGACAGCAGCACUGAAGGCCAGCCAGGGAGACCUGAGUCAGGCCAUAGCACUGCUGACUGCCCAGGUGCCUGAGGAAGAGGCGGAGCCUGUGGCUGGUGAUGGACGAGCCUGGAGCUCACAGAGAAGAAUUGUUGAGAUAUCAUUAGAUGGGCCGAAAGAUGACCUCCAAACAGCCAUAGAACUCAGCUUGCAGGAAUCCCAGAAUGCCCAAGAAGAGGAAAGAGAACUUAACAGGGCCCUGGAGGCCAGCGUGGAGGAGAGCGCCGCAAAUGCCAAGAGGAAGCGCUGCGAGGCAUCGGGAGAGAGCGCCAACCCGGCCGACUGGAUCCGACAAGACGACUGGCCGGUGGGGGUGCGCAAUGUGGGCAACACCUGCUGGUUCAGCGCCGUCAUACAGUCUUUGUUCCACCUUCCGGUGUUCCGUAGGCUGGUGCUAAACUACAUCCUGUCCGAGAGAGUGCUGGAGAAGUGUAAAAGCUGUUCGGACAAAAGGAAUGUCGCCUUCAUGCAGGAAUUGCGGUGUCUCUUUGCCCUCAUGGUGGGCUCCAAGCGUCGCUUUGUGGACCCCUCAGCUGCAGUAGAGCUUCUGAAAGAUGCGUUCCGCACCAGCGAAGCCCAGCAGGAUGUCAGUGAGUUCACCCACAAGCUCCUGGACUGGCUUGAGGAUGCAUUUCAGCUAGCUGCACAUGGCAGUAAUCCCGAAGACAAGCAGGAGAAUCCAAUGGUCCAGCUGUUUUAUGGGACUUUUGUGGCAGAGAGAACCAUUGAAGGCAGCACAGUGUCGAACAUUGAGCAGUUUGGGCAGUACCCUUUGCAAGUGAAUGGAUUCAACAACCUGGACGAGUGUUUGGAAGGGGCCAUGGUGGAGGGCGAGAUCGAAUCUCUGCACUCAGAUCAAACCUUUCCCUGUGGUCGACAGAGAUGGUUCUCAAAAUUACCACCAGUGCUGACCUUUGAACUGUCUAGGUUUGAGUUCAACCAGUCUUUAGGUCGCCCAGAGAAGAUACACAAAAAACUGGAAUUUCCUCAAGUUAUGUACAUGGACAGGUACCUCCACAAGAACAUUGAGCAGAUGCAGGGCAGGAGAGAGGAGGUGAAGAAGCUGAAGAAUCAGCUGAUGGCCCUCCACCAGAAACUGGAAAGCUAUAAGAGCUAUGGCUCAGGUCCAACAAAGUACCCGUUGGCAGACAUGCUGGAGUACGUUCUGGAGUUUGCCACCACUACACCCACCAGCACAUCCCCUGUCAAAGAUGUGAGACACCAGUUGCAGACGUCUCCUGCUGACCCUUCAUCGCACAGAGACCCCUCCUCUGACAAGCCCAGUCUGUCAGGUCAAGAAGAUGCCGGGCCAUCAGAAAGUUUGACUUAUCAAGGCCCCGCAUCUCAAAGGUCCCCCGUACACAAGCCCUUCACCCAGUGCAGACCUGUGAUGGAUGCCCCCCAACACCCAUCUCCCCAUAGCAUCUCUGAAGAAGAACUGCUCUGUGUCAAAAGUUGCUUGCAACGCUGGAGGAUCGAGGUGGAGAACAGCAUCAAUGAGCUGAAGAGCAGCAUUGAAGGGAUCAGCCAGUCACUAGGGGGCAUGUACUCCGAUGGCUCCCUGUGCCAAGCUCCCUACCGGCUCCACGCUGUACUGGUGCACGAGGGCCAGGCGUCAGCUGGCCACUACUGGGCCUACGUGUACGACCACAGCCGCCAGUGCUGGCUGAAGUGUAAUGAUGUGUCAGUGACUGAGUCGUCCUGGGAGGAGCUGGUGCGGGACUCGUACGGUGGGAUGACCAACGCCAGCGCCUACUGCCUCAUGUACAUCGAUGACAGCCUGCCCCACCUGGUCGCAGAAGACACUGAUGUCGAGACUGGUCAGGUCUUGCAGGGGAUGGAUGCCCUGCCCCCCAUCUUGCGCCGCUAUGUUCAGGAGGACAACCGUUGGUUCAAGCAGGAGCUGCAGGAGUGGGAGGAACAGCUGUGCAGGAGGCCCCAGGAGGAGCCCACACUGCCCUCCCAAUGUGUCACACAGGAGCGUCCUCUGGAGCAGGUGGCUGAAGCUGUAGGAGCAGGUGAGAACCCUGACAGACAGGCAAGGGAGGAAAUGGUGCAGGAACCUGGGAAAGAACCAGUGGAAGUACCGGUGGAAGUACCGGUGGAAGUACCACAGGAAGAACCGGGAGAGGAACCGGGAGAGGAACCAGGAGAGGAACCAGGAGGCGAACCAGGAGAGGAACCAGGAGGUGAACCAGGAGAGGAACCAGGAGGCGAACCAGGAGAGGAACCAGGAGAAGAACCAGGAGAGGAACCAGAGCCCUCCCAUAGGCAUUUGAUACCCCCCACACCAGGGAGCGAUGGCAUCGAGCAACAAACGGAUCAGGCCAGCGCCGACGCCGUAGACGGCAGCAACGGUCACGAGGAGCCGAGUCUGCGGUCUCAGAGCCCCGAGCCAGUAUGGAAAGCAGAGGAGAUGGGAGAGUCCGAAGCAGAAGCACAACCAGAGGCAGAGCCAAAGCCAGAGGCAGCGGAAGAGGGAGCAGGACAAGAAGAGGCCCAAGCUGGUGGAGAUGAAGAGGAACCCCAAGCUGAGCCACAACCUCAGGCCUCACCCCAGGAGGAAGCCCCCGCUGAGACGAACCGCAGGCCGACCGAGAACCAGGUCUCCGAAGUGGAGAUUCCCAACGUGGGAAAGAUCCUGGUUCGCUCCGAUGCGGACGGCUAUAAUGAAGAGGCGAUGCUCACCCCAGCCAUGCAGGGAAUCAUCUUGGCCAUUGCCAAGGCCCGGCAAACCUACGACAAGGAUGGUCCUGAAGCUGGUCUCAUCAAGGCUUUCCACGAGGAGUACUCUCGGCUUUACCAGCUGUCCCAGGAGGAGACCACCCCACAGAGUGACCCCAGACUGCAGCACGUCCUGGUCUACUUCUUCCAGAACCGUGCCCCCAACCGGGUCGUAGAACGGACUCUCCUGGAGCAGUUUGCGGACCGCAAUCUCAGCUACGAUGAAAGGUCCAUUGGAAUCAUGAAAGAAGCUCGAGCGAAGCUGCGCCUCAUCAAACCAGAAGAUAUGGAUAUGGAGGAGUACAUGAAAUGGCACGAGGACUACAACCUGUUCAGGAAGGUGUUUGUAUACCUGUUGACGGGUCUGGAGCAGUACCAGAAUGGGAAAGUCCGUGAGGCGCUCAACUACCUGGUCUACGCGUUCCAGAACAACAGGGAGCUGCUGAUGGAGGGGGACAGAAAGGGGGUGGAACAGCAGUUCAUUGCGCUCUACAGGCGAAAGUGCCUCACUGAACUGAAUGAGAAUGCAGCGAAGCUGUUUGCCAGCGGGGACGAGAGCAACGUGGCCGCGGGUUUGAGCAUCAUGAACAACACCGUCAUUCCCUGCAUGCACUUGAUGAUCCGUGACAGUGUUAGCCAGGAAGACUUGGACGUCAUCGAAGCGAUGAGGAGCCGGUGGUGCUCAUACCUCGAACAGGACAUGGAGGGUGUCCUGCAGGAGAAGCUGAGUGAAUUUCUGCCCAGGCUGCUGGACUGCUCCGUGGGCAGGAUCGAGAUCACAGAGCCUCCCAAAGUCCGGCCCGGUGUGCCACAUGACUUGGGCAGCCGGCUGGCAGCUGUCAUGGAGUCUAUCCACGACACCUCCAUUGUGACUGUCAAGUAAGAACACCACGCGGAGCAUCCCAUAGAGGCGUCAAGGAGCUGCUCCGCACAGCUUAUUCAGGAAGGGAGGUUGAGGGAACCCUCAAGUGACCACCACAAAAGCAUUGUUUUGAGCACUAUUUUGUAUUUUCUCUAUUUCUGUCAUCGCCAAUACACUGUGCUAAGAGCUCCACAUGAAGGAUUGAAAAACUUUUUAAAUGCGACUUCUGUAAAGAGUUUAAUCUUUAAAGCACUUAGGAAAAAUCCUUUGCUUUCAUAAGAAAUCUGGCACUAAUUUAAAACAUUAAUAAUCAGGAUUUCUUCCUCUUGUCACGAGACAUCUUUUGCUUUUUUAUAAAUUUCUUUAUUUUGGCUUGUAGAAUUCUUACACUAUGCAAUUGCUGAAAUAAACCCUACUUCUAACCACUGGA